This is a messenger RNA of Poecile atricapillus (Black-capped chickadee), 2994 nucleotides long. RefSeq lists its product as uncharacterized. Gene Ontology annotation, biological process: negative regulation of endopeptidase activity. The record is from RefSeq and is a predicted model, not a curated record. The transcript is spliced from 15 exons. Gene Ontology annotation, cellular component: cytoplasm. Gene Ontology annotation, molecular function: serine-type endopeptidase inhibitor activity. NCBI's taxonomy places the organism in Eukaryota, Metazoa, Chordata, Aves, Passeriformes, Paridae. Bases 16 to 2577 code for a protein of 853 amino acids.
CCCUGCAUUACUGUCAUGGCAACCAGCAUCUGGCUUUCAGGUGUACCAAUGGAACCUCUCUCAGUGUCAACCAACAGAUUCACUCUGGACCUUUACAAAAAGCUGAAUGAAACUUCCAAAGGCCAAAACAUUUUCUUUUCUCCUUGGAGUAUUGCAACUGCUCUUGCCAUGGUCUACCUGGGCGCAAAAGGUGACACUGCAACCCAGAUGGCUGAGGUUCUCCAUUUUAACCAGACUGCAAGAGAAGAAGGUUCAUCUGAGACAACAAGGCCUUCUUCAGCAAGACCAAAGAAAAGAAAGAUGGAUCCUGAGCAUGAGGGAGCAGAAAACAUCCACUCUGGCUUCAAAAAGCUCCUGUCUGACAUCAACAAACGCAGAAACACUUUCUUGCUGAAGAGUGCCAACCGACUGUACGAGGAAAAGACCUAUCCAUUAUUGCCUGAGUUCUUACAACUCAUUACAAGCUAUUACAAUGCAAAGCCCCAAGCUGUAAACUUUAAGAGAGCUGCAGAACAAGUCAGAGCCCAAAUCAAUUCAUGGGUAGAAAAUAAAACUGAGAGGAAAAUACAGAGUCUGCUGCCUGCAGGAUCUCUCCAUUCUCGCACUGUGAUGGUCUUAGUAAAUGCCAUUUAUUUCAAAGGAACAUGGGAAAAGAAAUUUCUGGAGAAAAAUACUUCUGAGAUGCCCUUCAGAAUAAGCAAGACCAAGACUAAACCAGUACAGAUGAUGUUUUUGAAAAAUAAUUUUUUCAUACUCCAUGAAACCACCAUGAAAUUCAGAAUCAUUGAGCUGCCAUAUGUGGAAAAUGAACUCAGCAUGUUUGUUCUCCUACCCGAUGACAUCAGUGAUAACGCUACUGGCCUGGAGAUGGUGGAAAGAGAGCUGACGUAUGAGAAAUUGGCUGAAUGGACCAAAUCAUCCAAUAUGAUGAAAGCUGAAGUGGAUCUAUACCUGCCCAAGCUGAAGGUGGAAGAGAAUUACAACCUUAAAUCCCCUCUGAGCAGCAUGGGGAUACAAAAUGCUUUUGACCCACGCCAAGCUGAUUUCACAGGAAUGUCAGUGAAGGAGGAUCUUUUCAUCACACAAGUUAUUCACAAAGCUUUUGUGGAGGUCAAUGAAGAAGGUACCGAGGCAGCAGCUGCCACAGGUGUCUUGAUGAUGAGAUCAAGAGUCCCAACAAUGACUUUCAAAGCUGACCACCCUUUUCUUUUCUUCAUCAGACACAACAAAUCACAAACCAUCCUCUUCUUUGGGAGGUUUUGCGGGGGGCCGCCAUUUUACAGGGAGAGGCUGCGACACCCGCCUCUUCCCGGCGGCCAAGGGUGCACGGCCUCAGCCUCUGGCUCCAUCCCGGGAGGGGCCGGGCUCCCGUCCUUUCCCCCCGCUCGGCUGCGCUUCCGGGAACAGGGAGCGCGGCGGCCGGCGGGGCUCGGAAGCAUGGAAGGCCUCUGUGCAGCCAACACGACUUUUGCAGUGGACCUGUUAAGGAUGCUGUGUGAGAAGAAAAGUGGGCAGAAUGUGUUCUUUUCGCCCUUUAGUAUUUCUUCUGCUUUGUCUAUGGUUUUGCUGGGUUCUAAAGGUAGCACAGAAGCCCAAAUAAGCAAGGUGCUUUCUCUGAGCAGCACCCAAGAUGCUCACAAUGGGUAUCAAUCCCUUCUCUCUGAAAUUAAUGAUCCGAACACCAAAUAUAUCCUCAGAACUGCGAACCGCCUCUAUGGAGAAAAGACCUUGGAGUUUCUCCCAUCUUUUAUAGAGUCGAGUCAGAAAUCCUACCAUGCUGGCCUGGAGCAGAUGGACUUCCAGCAUGCUUGGGAGGAUUCCAGGAGGCAAAUCAAUGGCUGGGUAGAGGAAAGGACUGAAGGUAAAAUUCAGAACCUGUUGGCAGAGGGGAUUCUGAAUUCUCUGACCAGACUUGUGUUGGUGAAUGCCAUCUAUUUCAAAGGCAACUGGGAGGAGCAAUUUGACAAGCAGAGUACCAGUGAAAGGCCAUUCCAAAUUAAUAAGAAUGAGACCAAACCUGUGCAGAUGAUGUUCAAGGAGGCACGUUUUAACAUGACCUACAUUGGGGACUUCCAGACCAAAAUCCUUGAGCUCCCAUAUGUGGGUAAUGAGCUGAGCAUGAUCAUCCUGCUCCCUGAUUCAAUCCAGGAUGGAUCCACAGGCUUGGAAAGACUGGAAAGAGAGCUCACAUAUGAGAAGUUAAUAGAUUGGAUCAAUCCAGAAAUGAUGGACUCUACAAAGGUGCGGGUGUCUUUACCCAGAUUUAAACUGGAAGAAGAUUAUGAUCUGAAACCCCUUCUGAGGAGCAUGGGAAUGCUGGAUGCAUUUGAUUCAGGGAAGGCAGACUUUUCAGGAAUUUCAUCUGGCGACCAGCUGGUGCUCUCUGAAGUGGUUCACAAGUCCUUUGUGGAAGUCAAUGAAGAAGGCACUGAAGCAGCUGCUGCAACAGCUGCAGUGAUGAUGAUGCGCUGUUCAAUGAGAGUUCCGGAAUUCACUGCAGAUCAUCCUUUCCUCUUCUUCAUCCGGCACAACAAAACUUGCAGCAUUUUGUUUUGUGGUAGAUUUUGCUGUCCCUAAGGAGGAGGUGUCUUGGCAGCAUUGCAUUUAUUGUUCCAUGACACAAUAAAUUUACAUUUCCCUGGAACAAGACGACUCCUUUUGCACUAAUUGUCUCUUUCAGCUGUGCCUGAACCCUCUUCUGUGGCCUUGGUCUUGGGCUUGGCAGGAGUAACAGAGCUGCUUAGACAAGCACAGCACCUGCCAUGUCCAACCCCUCCUGUGCCUGGCUGCAGAGGUCUCCAGGUUCUUGCUGACACAAGAACCAUCCCACUUGCUCUGUGGGCGCUUCUUCUGUGCUUGACCUUGCCUUGGGUGUCCAGCGGGCAGAGUCAGGUGGUGACAGCCCAUGGGAGAGAAGAAGCUCCUCUUGCUUGUGACAAGGCUGGAGCACAUUUUUAGUUGCCCUCCCCUUUUACCUUCCAGGCUCAUCCCUUU